Molecule: messenger RNA, 1443 nt
Organism: Chironomus riparius
Lineage: Eukaryota; Metazoa; Arthropoda; Insecta; Diptera; Chironomidae
Source: the annotation of a GenBank genome assembly
AUGGCGAAUUCAGACUGUUCUAGUGAAGCUGUUGUAACUAAUCGAAGAGUUCCUAAAUCAGUUUGUUUAGUGCUAUUCAGCAAGUUUUUAGAAAGAUUUUGUGCAACCGGAAUCAGCGCUAUUCUUGUUGUUUAUCUGCACACGAAACUUGAAUUUGAUCAAAGUUCAUCGACUGCAAUUUAUCAUUUAAAUGAGCUUUUUACCUUUUUCUGUCCACUUUUUGGUGCCAUUCUUGCAGAAAGUUAUUGUGGAUUAUUUAAAGCUAUUGUGACAAUGUGUUUUGUAGCUUUUGUUGGAGGUUUGGUUGUUACUUUGUCCACGAUCGGGAGCAUUAGCUUGAUUAAAAUAUUGUCAACUUUAAUUGGUCUUGUACUAGUCUAUGCAAGUUUGGGAAGUAUGCGGUCCAACUUAGUUGCUUUUGGUGCUGAUCAAUAUGUUCUACCAGGUGAAGCAAAGGGUCUUGAACUUUAUUUUCCACUUCAAAUGCUGUGCAUCAAAUUCGGAUCCUUGCUAGGUCGUAUUGUUGCACCAAUUCUUCGAGAAGAUGUUAAAUGCUUUGGAGAUGAUAGUUGCUACUUUAUGGCAUUUGGAACUCCAACUUUAACAAUCCUGUUGGCUUUUAUAAUAAUGAUUUUCGGAAAAUCAGCCUUCAUACACAUCCAUUAUUCUGAAAACAUGUUUAUGAAAAUGAUCAAUUCCAUCACUUAUGCAUUAAAGAAGUCCAACCAAAUUGAAGUUAAAAGUCACUGGCUCGACUAUGCCGAAAAUAAAUACGGAGAAGAUCACGUAAAAGCCACGAAGUUGGUUCUUGAAAAUUUGGUGAUUUUCCUUCCAACCGCAUUUUAUUGGGCAGUUUUUGCUCAACAAGGAUCACGAUGGAUUUUUCAAGCUAUGCAAAUGAAUGGUGAUAUUGGAAUUUUUACAAUCAAGCCUGACCAAAUGAUUGCAUUGAACUCUAUUUUCUCAAUAAUCUCAUUGCCGAUUUGUAAUUUCAUUUUAUUUCCCAUCAUAGCUAAACUUGGUUAUGGAUGUUUACUUCAAAGGAUUGCAAUUGGUGGAUUUUUGUGCUGUUUCUCAUUCAUCCUUGCAGCAAUUGUUGAAGUCAACAUUUAUGAAGAAGAAAAAAUUUCAAUUUUAUGGCUGAUACCUCAAUUUGCAGUCCUGGCAAUCAGCGAGAAUUUUGUUUACAUUUCUCUCAUUGAUUUUGCUUAUUCAAAAACACCACAUGGCAUGAAAUCUGUCAUGACUGCUAUUGUCUUCCUACUGAUUGCAAUUGGCAAUUUGUUCAUCACAUUUGUCAGCAGUGCAAAGUUCUUUAGUACACAGUUUUACGAGUUUUUAUUUUAUGCUGGUUUACUUUUUGUUGACAUGAUUAUUUUUAUUGGACUGUCAAAGAGAUAUAUGAGAAGGAAAAGUAGACGAAUGUCCGAUGUUGAGAUGUAG